This is a messenger RNA of Cylas formicarius (sweet potato weevil), 4541 nucleotides long. RefSeq names its product sterol regulatory element-binding protein cleavage-activating protein (gene SCAP). Gene Ontology annotation, cellular component: Golgi membrane; endoplasmic reticulum membrane. NCBI's taxonomy places the organism in Eukaryota, Metazoa, Arthropoda, Insecta, Coleoptera, Brentidae. The record is from RefSeq and is a predicted model, not a curated record. The coding region runs from base 358 to 4023 and encodes 1221 amino acids. Gene Ontology annotation, molecular function: protein binding; sterol binding. The transcript has 11 exons. Gene Ontology annotation, biological process: SREBP signaling pathway.
CACAAUUUUUUUAAACGCAGAGGUUAACAUUUAACAUCAUUGAGCAAGAACCGCUAUGGUUUUAUUAAAAACACGUAAGGUUGUCUAUUUUUUUUUAAAUAAUUUAAUUUAAUUUUAGUAAACUCAUAUUCUCAAACUAUUCAGUGCAAUUGUAUCGUAAAACAAUUGUUAUUUUGGAAAAAAAUACCUCUAAACGGAAUAUGCGUCACAGUUAAUUAAAUAAUGUGUAUUAUUGAUAUUUAAGUUCAGAUAUAAAAUCCAACAGAUUUUUUUUAAUCCACAAUCCAUAAAAGAUUUACUGCAAGUUUCAGCAUGUUGAAACCGAUGAAGUGACCCGGAAAGGAUGGUGAAUGUGACAUGAGCCCACCUGGGGAACCAUUCCGCCACACGGGGGCGCAAGGAAAGUCCAUUAUCCAAGAUAAAAUUGCUACUGUGUUUUACAGCAUUGGCUUGUUGUGCAGCAGUUACCCAAUUUCUGUCUUAAUCGGGGCCCUUUUUGUUAUAAUAAGUUGCAGCUCACCUCUCAUUAAUAUCCCACUACCAUUCCGAUCGCCUCAGCAAGAAUGGACGUCCAGUGCCAACUUAACCAAAACGCCUUCUCAGCCUUUCUGUUUCGUUCAGCAGGUAGUACUAAAAGUAGCAGUAGUGCCAUGGGAGGCGGGCCUAAGUCGAGGUGAUGCAUUCCGUGCGCCUCUGUACGAGGCCUUCAAGUUACUCGAAAUUGUUAGGAAUUUCGAGGACACGCAGAGCGGAAAAACGUUGGGACACGUCUGCUUGCACGUGGAAGCCGUUACAAAGUACAAAGAUGCGCCGAACUUUAUGCCGCAGUACAAUUGUCUCGUCUUGUCUCCUGCCAAUUUCUGGCACCAAGACAUUCAAGAGUUCCAUGAAGACAAUUCCAUACUCACCACAAUUUUUAGCCAACACAAAUUCCAAAAGGGUAAAGUUUCAUUGGCCGAAAUGCUGUUCGGGAUGCGGCUGCGGCAAACUGGUAUCAAACGCUACCCCCUACGGAAUCGGCAGCGUAUCAUUCAAUACGCCGUGACCUUAUUUUUUAAGCACUUCGACAAAGAGUUCAUCGAAGGUCUUAAGGAGAAACUCGCCACUCACUACCCGCUGCAUCAGAACCGGUCGGUCCCGCUGCCCGACGACACCCUGGUAAUCCAGUUUCCUGAAGAAGUAGACUACUUGGAAGUGUCCCCGUUGGUUAUAGCGUUCGUUUUGUUGUUUCUUUACUACUACUUCUACGUUCGUAAAGUGGAAGAAAUCAAAAGCAAGCCGGGUAUGGCCUUCGCCGCGACCGUCACGGUAAUUUGCAGCUUGUCCAUGACGAUGGGGAUCGGGUUCUUUUUCGGCCUGGGCGUUAACAAUCAACGGGGCAAAUGGAUUUUUCCUUAUCUCGCUAUUCUGGUCGGACUGGAGAACGUGUUGGUGCUGACGAAAAGCGUGCUCAAUACCCCGUUCAAUUUGGACGCGAAGAUUCGUAUCGCCCAAGGCCUGAGCAAGGAGGGAUGGUCGACAACGAAAAAUUUGUUACUAGAAAUUACCGUGUUCACUUUCGGUUUGUUCACGUUCGUCCCCGCCAUACAGGAGUUCUGCCUUUUCGCCAUACUUUGCCUGAUUUCCGGCUUAUUCCUGCAAAUAUUCUUCUUCCUCCCGAUUAUAUCGAUCGACAUUACGAGGGCUAGUAACGCGAUGGAGAAAACCGGUCAGAAUUUCCGGAGCGCCCUGUACGAGCCAUGGUUUUUGGACAGGAGCGGGUUCCAGAACAGGGGCAUGAACCGGUCAAAAUCGCACCCGAGUUUCCCGACCAACGUGGUGGCGGGCCAGAAGCACGGCAAUCAAGACAAAAAGCUGCCGAAGAGGCUGCGCCUCGUGAAUAUUUGGGCCCGAACUCGGUUCUUCCAGAGGUCUCUGAUGGUCCUCAUGGUUAUGUGGAUCAGCGUGAUCGCCUACAACAGCGACUUGAUCAAUAAUUACAUGCUCACCGCGGUCGACGAUAAACAAUCGUCCGAUAAGGCACCCAAUUAUUCCAGCAUCGAUAUAAACCUGAAGCCGCCCGUGACACUCAAUUACGUCACGUACAGUCCGUGGGAAAAAGAUGGCCCGACGAACAAUAGAAGUUACGAUAUGGACAAACUAAGGCCGUCGGAAUAUGAUCCGUGGUUUAAACUGGUGCCCGGUCACUGGUCGUCCAUACUUAAAAAUUACAACAUAUCCGUCAGCGGUCGUAGCGUGGCCAUUUUGCCGAACAUCAAGCUGUCCCACGCGGUCAGCCCGGAACAGGCGGUCCUUUUACGGAACCCGGAAGAAAAAUAUGGCGAUAAGUUUGAGUGGCGGGCGCUCGCGAUCGCCCUAGACCCCAUCGACUUCAACGGAGAUGAUUCCAUGACAAACUCCGCCCACUCGUCCGAGCAACCUAUAUAUCCCCAGUCGCCGAUGGAGAUAUUUUUCUUGAUUAUAUUAAUCUUAAUCAGCGUCAUCGUUCUGGCUUACGCUUUCAUUCUGCUCUACAAGUGCGUGUGCUCUCGCAAUUACGCGGAGUGGAGGGCCUCGUGGUUUCCGGAGAAUAGCGAAGAACCGGUCGACGAACAGGUGCUUCUGGAGGCUGUUCCUGUGGUCGUCGAAGGUCAUCAGCAAGAUGUGGAAUGCAUCGCUACGGACGGAUUGAAUUUGGCGAGCGCCUGUCUAGGCGGCCAUCUUAAAGUGUGGGACAGCGUAACGGCAGAAUUAAUAUGCCAUAUCGACCGUUUGUCUUACUUUCUGGAAAACAGCCCCACGGAAGAAAGCAUAAGGGACGACGACGACGCGUCGUCGGACUACGAGUCCGGAUCGCCACCCACGCGUGGCGAAGCUUUUCCACGACUGAUGAACAGGAUCAACACGGACUUUUCCGGCGUUAAACCGAACAGUAACUCAAACGAACCGUUUAACGCGAGACAGGAGUUUUACAAAACUUUCAAGUACCAUUACUCGACUCACGGCGAAAGCGCGAAACUGAAGAUGGAGGCGAGGGCUUCGAGCGGCGCUAACGAGGAAAACCCCAACAAGUUUCCAUCCAUUUGGUGCAUAGAUUAUUUGGACAACCUGCUAGUGGUGGGCUGCGCGGACGGGAGGCUGGAGUUUUGGGAUGUGCUAACAAACCAAUUGAAGUGCCUAUUCGAGGACGGGACUCAAUCGGGAAUAACGCACGUCAAAAUAGUGGGAACGAAAUUGAUCGCGGCGCAUUUGUGCGGAACCCUGGAUUUGUUCCAACUUCAGACUUACACGCAAGGCCGACCGGUGGAUUGGAGCUUCAGCUGCGCUUACAGAAGGACGCACGUGAGGACCGGCUCCAUGGGAUCGAUGCCCGAGAGAGACGUUCAACUUACCUCCGAAGAUCUGAGGUGCAACAAAAUAGCGAGCGUGAGGGCUCACCAACAAUCCAUUACGUGUCUCGACUGUGAGGGCGGCAGAAUCUUAACCGGAAGCCAAGAUCAUACGUUGAAGGUGCACAGACUAGAGAACGCCGACAUACUCUAUACCCUCCACGGGCACUGCGGGCCCAUUACAUGUCUGUUUAUAGACAGGGUAUGCACGGCAACAUCGGGAAGUGGCUCCCAAGAUGGUAUGUUGUGCGUAUGGGACUUGCUAUCAGGGGCGUGCAUGUACAGUCUCCAAGCGCACGACGGUUGCAUAAUCUCCCUAACCUACUCUGCCAGUUACGUAAUCUCAUUAGGAAUAGACGAGCGUCUUUGCGUGUGGGAACGGUUUCAGGGGCACUUGCUGAACACGAUCUUGGUCGGGCAAGUGUUCACGAGCGACAUCGUAAUGCUGGCUUCGCACUUGGUGGUGACCGCCAAAAAUGGCGGGUUAAUAAUAUGGGACGUUCGCAGCGGCGAAUGCGUCAGGACGAUCGCCCUCGGCAGGGACCCUUUUGUGUUCAUUAACCGUCUGACGUUGUUGCACGACGCCGUGCUGUGCGAUUACGGCAAACAAUUGAGGAUCGUUCGUUUUCCGUUAAUUUCCCAUAAGUUCGAUUAAUAUCGCACGCUUCGGAUCGCAAUUUUAUUAUUAUGCCUUUUGAGUAAGAUGACGAACUACUUCAGAUGGAAAAUUGAUUAACAUUUUUUUUAUAAUGAAAAUUUUAAGCAAUUUUAAUUAAAAAAUGGAUUAAAAAGAGAUAAAUUUAUUAAAUUUUGAUAUUAAAAAAUUGAUAGUAUUCUUUAUAACAUUGUUAAAAAAAAUAAAAUUUUAUUAAUAAUAAUUAUAAUUAAAUAACAUAAAUAAAAUAAUGACGAGGUUUGAAAUUCUCUUCCGUAAUCUUAAACUUAAAUGUGACGAUAAAAAAAACAUGAUUUUUUUUUACCAAGAAAUCAGUUAAAAUUUCAUUUGUUAACUUAAAAGUUAGUUAAUAAUACGAAAAUAAACAAAUAAUUAAAAUUUCAUAAAUUUAUCUCUUAUGGUUGAUUUUUAAGCCAUUUUUUAAUUAAGAGUGCUUAAAAUUUUCAUUAUAAAAAAAUGUUGUUAAAGUCGCAGUUUUAAAAAAAAUCGUGGUCAAU